Messenger RNA from Tuber melanosporum (Perigord truffle), 931 nucleotides. RefSeq lists its product as uncharacterized. The record is from RefSeq and is a predicted model, not a curated record. Gene Ontology annotation, molecular function: transcription coregulator activity. The transcript has 2 exons. Lineage: Eukaryota; Fungi; Ascomycota; Pezizomycetes; Pezizales; Tuberaceae. Gene Ontology annotation, cellular component: core mediator complex; mediator complex. The coding region runs from base 112 to 858 and encodes 248 amino acids. Gene Ontology annotation, biological process: termination of RNA polymerase II transcription; regulation of transcription by RNA polymerase II.
CCCCGUCUCCAACACUUCAAACUUCAACCAUUUCCAUCUCCCUCCCGUGGGCCCGAUCCCAACUACCUACCUUCCCACCACCACCACAGCAGCAGAAAUAGCAACAACAAAAUGCCGCCACCAUCCCACCCCCCGUAUGCUCAGAGCACUUACCAUGAGCUCUCUCUCUACUCUCAUAUCCCCGCCGCUCGACAGCCGCAAAUUCUCCGCGUAAUCUCGGGCAUAACCGGCAUGCUCCCGGAAACCACGCUGGAGCACCAUCUAGUCUACAAGCCCAAACGGCCACGCCAGCCGGGACAGAACGCGGAGCUGUACUACCUACAACUGAUCUCUAUCGUACCUGGGGAGCAAAAACAGGAGGAGGAAGAGGAAGGCAAGAAUGGAUACGACGUGAAGAGCCAGAAAUGGCGUAUGAGAUUGGAGGACAUUCCAGAGGUUACGAGGAGGCCGGUUACCUCAAGGAAUGUGCUCGGCGCUGGGUUUGGCGAGGGGGAUGCGUUGGGGUUGGUGGACAGUUUGGGGUUCAUGUUACAAACGACUUACUUCAUGACGGUGUCGACGCUGAUACACAAUAACAUUAUUAUCACGCUGAGCCAGGUUCUCCUCCCCCCCCCCCCUCCUCCACUCCCUGCUGCCCCCAACGUGCAGUACGGAAACCCCUACCCGACGUCCGGGUUGCAGCCCCUCGACCCGGCCGGGUCUUGGGUCCUCAAGGCCGCCGUCAGGGUGCAAAGUCAUCAGGAUGUUGAGAGCAUUAAUACCGGCACUGGUGAGUUGAAGGUGUUUAAGGAGUUGAUGAGGGGUAUGUGUGAUUUGGAGGUUGCGGAGAGAUUGGCGUUGGAUACUAGGAUCCGGUAGUGCGCGGUUAGUUAGGGUGUGUAGUAUUAUGAUAUUUGGUGGGAGGUAAAAAAAAAAAAUUUCACGAUUUUUU